Molecule: messenger RNA, 7688 nt
Organism: Loxodonta africana (African savanna elephant)
Lineage: Eukaryota; Metazoa; Chordata; Mammalia; Proboscidea; Elephantidae
Gene: IQUB
Product: IQ motif and ubiquitin domain containing
Exons: 12
Coding region: 1834-4254 (806 amino acids)
Biological process (GO): cilium assembly
Cellular component (GO): motile cilium; acrosomal vesicle
Molecular function (GO): protein binding
Source: RefSeq, a predicted model, not a curated record
CAAUGAACUGGGAGGGUACAGACGCUGCUUCCCAGGAGCCGGAGAGACCGUUUCGAGGAGAGUAGCUGCGGUUCCUAGGCAGGUAGGAGGAGAGGUUCCGACUGCCCGCUCCUGUCCAGGUGCUUGGACCAGGCCGGAGCCGGUGGUUCUACCGCCCUGGAGUCCGAGGACCACGUGCUGACGCUGAUCCCGCCUGGGCUCCGGCGGUCGCCUGGCCCGUCGGGAAUGGUCCGCCUUCACUUAAAAACCGUGCAAAGCAUCCUAUCGUUCUGUGGCUCGAUUUCCGGAUCUGCCUCUUAGGUCUGGGGUCUCAGAAGCAGCGGCAGCAGUAAGCUAGAGGUGUACAGCCCCUCCCACCCCGAGUGCUUGUCGGGGAAUAGUAUAGAAGCAAGAGGUGUGUGUAAGGCACAUCUGACACUGGGAAACGUUUAGCCGUCUGUGGUGACCAUUUCAACCCUAAGUACACCGAGGGCUUUUCCAUUACCUCACCCCGCACUCUCUCACUCCUUGCUGUGCUUCACAUAAACCGAAAAACUGAACAAGCCUAUCUGUUUGGUAGAAGGCAAAACUGGAUCCCUGCUUACAGUUAAAGCCUGGGUGUAUCUUUAAACAGUAAAAAAUGAAAUCAUGCGUUAUAUGUGAAAAGGAGUCCAUUUUUUGGUGUGCAGUCAUAAUGGAAACUGCUUUUUUCCUUUUAAAAAUAUUUAUGUUUGAGUAGAUAACACAUACAAACGAUAAAUUCGAAUGAUAAAAAGAAUGAACAGUGAAACCUUCCUUCCACGCUAUCCCUCCUGACCUUUCAGAGGCAUUCUAUGCGUAUAUAAAUAUAUAGUUGGGACGUUAUAAAUACUGUGCUUUGUUUUUUCACUCAACAUUGUGUAUUUCGGAGAUCAUUUUCUGUCAGUAUUCACAGAUCUGCCUCAUUUUGUGUGUGUGUGUGUGUAUAUAUGCAUGCAUUUAGGUUUCGUUGUGAGGUGUUUCUAAGCAUAUCAUGAAAUUGAGGAAAUUUCACAAGCAAAAAGCGAUACAUUUCACUACCUAAAAAUAUAAAACUUUACAGCAAAAGAUAACAUAGGCUAAAAAACAUGAUGGGAAAUAUACUUGCACACACAGCAAAGAGGUAAUUAUUGACUUUUAUAAAACAAGAUAAGAAUGUAAGGAAACAAGCAUGGAGUUUUCUUGGGGUUAUAACAUGGUUCUGCCUUUCUGGAAGGCACUGAUGGGAUUUAAUUAAAAACGUUCGUGCCCUUUGACUCAUUGCUUCUAAUUCUGGGAAUUUAUACUACAGUAUACUUACACAUAUAUAAAAAGAUAUAUGUGCAACGUGUUUGUUGCAAGGUUAUUUUUAUUACCAAGAGAUUGGAUAUACCUUAAAUGUCUGUCAAUAAGGCAACAGUUGAGUAUAAUGUGGUUUAGCCCUGCAAUAAAAUUACUAUGAAGUUUUUGAAAAGAAUGAGGCAGAAUCACAUGUUUUGUGUAGAAAUAUGUUAAAUGUAUAUUAAAUAAAAAAGCAAGUUUACAAUAGUAUCACAUGUCCAAAAUAGAAUUCUCAUUUAAUCUCACUUCUAUCCCAGCUUGCUUUGCUUGACAUUAUCAGUUGCUCAGGCCAAAAAUAUUGGAGGUAACCUUGAUUCCUCUCUUUAUAUCACAGCCCACGUCCAGUUCAUCAACAAAUCCUUUUCGCUCUACCUUGAAGAUGUGUGCAGAAUCCAACCACUUCUCACCGUCUCCUCCACUCUUACCCUUAUCCAUUUCACGUGUGUGUUACUGCAGUAGUUUUUUAAUAGCCUCGUGGUAUAUAGCAAAUGUGUUUAUUUUUCUCAAUUCAGGAAAAUGUCUGAUCAGGAGGAAGAGGCUGAUGCUCAGAAUAUAACUGACGCAUCAGAAGAAAGCGAUGAUGAUGCUUUUGAGACUGUCAGUGUUCCGGGUCCCUUAGAGGAGCUUCCAGAGUCAGAGCACACUGAAAAGCUGCAUAACUCGGAAGUAGAACCAUCCAGCGGGGGCCAUGAAACACGUGUUGGGUCGCAGAGUGAGCAGCGUGAGCAGAGCUAUAUAAGCCCAGAAGAAGACGAGGAAGAACCCCUCAUGGGAGAGGUUGUGUCAUCCAUCCGAGUGUCAUAUACUUCAACAAAUUAUGACAAGCACUAUUUAACCAACUCAGAUAAUGUAGUGCCGCCAUCCAAACUGAAUCUGGAUAAUAACCUGGAAUUUCUGGAUACAAUAAAGACUGUAAAGGAGUCUUUGCACUCAUGGAGGCAAGAGUUUUCAGCAACAGUAAGAGUUGUACUUCUUCCUGUGGCCCAGGAAAUUAUAAUGCCUUUUAGAGUUGAUGCCAUGUUUAAACACCUCAAGGAUUAUUUUUCAGACUUGUUAAAUGUUCCAUCUGAGGUACUGCAGAUAACUUGUUCAGGAAUAAUUCUUAAAAAUAAUGAGACUCUACUACAACAUGAAGUUAAGCCACAGGAAAUCGUACAAGUGGAAAUCUCUUCUAAAAAUCCAGAUCUCUAUCAAAUCAGAAGAAUACCUGGACUAAAUAAUGGCUCUGAAAUCAUAGCUGUCAGAGUAGAAACUGGUAUUGAUCAGUACCAGAAUGUAGCUGUUGAGAUUGUAAAAUCUGACUUUCACAAACCAUUUCUUGGUGGAUUCAGACAUAAGAUAACAGGAAUAGAAUAUCAUAAUGCUGGAACACAAACUGUACCUAAAAAGAUUCUUGAAAAAGCUGGCAUAUUUUCUAGGGAUACCCAGACAGUUUAUGAGAGAAGAAAGCUCCAGCAAACUACAAAUACAACAUCCACACAGAUGACUAAAAUUGGUGUGUAUGUAUCAAAUAUGACGGAUAAACUGGUAACACCAGGGAGAUAUUUUACAGCAGCAGAAUACCAUGCUCAAAGAUUACAAGCGGUCAUAGUGUUACAGACUUACUACAGGCAAUGGCACGCCAAAGUCGUGGUAGAGGAGUUAAGAAGACAGAAGAAGCUGAGGUUGGAGUGGGAAUUACAAGAAGAGCAAAGGAAGAUAAGAGAAAAAGAGGAAUGGAUGAAAAUGGAUUAUCAGCGGAGGCAUAACCCUAAAACGGGAGACGAUUUUGAACUUCUUUAUAACGCACUGGAACUCUGGCGUCAAGAAGAACAAGCGCGCAUUAACCAGUUUCUCACCGGAGCUGAGAGGAAAGCGGCUUUGUGUGAACUUCUGGAAAAAGAGACCCAGAUAAUUGCUUCCAUUGGAAGACACAGGUACAUCGCAAACCAGGAGAACCAGGAAGCAUCAGUACAAGCGUUUUUGGAUAAGUGCUCAGCUCCGAAGGUAUGGAGAACGCCUUCUGGCAAAAUAAUUGAGAUGGAUACGCAGUUCACCAUCAGAGCCAGAGAACUGCACAACAUCUAUAAAUGCAUCACGCUGAGAAACCUCUCUCAGGAUGAGAGGCUGGAUGUACUCUUAACACUUAAACACACUGUGAAGGAACAUGAAUGUAGACUGACUCAGGAAAUUCUAGAAUUGAUUGACAGAGAGGUUGACCUUAUGAUGAGAGGAGUCAAAUCUCAUAAUCUAGAAGGACUCAGGAAAAGAAUUACAACACUCUUUCUUCAUUAUAUCAAAACACCUCUGUUUAACCCUGAAGUUGCAAGAUACCUUAAGGUACCUCAAGACCCACUGAAGUUUUAUAAGAAGAUCUACUUUUGCCACGGUUGCCAGCUCUAUCUGCCGUCUACGGAGUUUUCCAUAUCGUCCACCUCACAGCGCAUCUACCGAUGUCGUCAGUGCAAUAGCCUUGACAACCAGACUCGGAAGCGAGAGUCGUUUUUGAAGUACAAAUGUUUAUUACAACGGCUCUACUUUUCAGAAGCUGAUUAUGAGGAUGAUUCUAAAAUUGCUUACCUGAUGCAGCUGCAAGAUAUUCAGUACCUGGUGGAGAACAUCUGGGCGUCAGAGUCAGCACUCAGUGCUUGGGAUGACCUCAAUGAUCUGGUCAUGGUCAGGUGGGAGAAGUCCGUGCCAUGGUCCCCCUGGAACUGCAUUCUCCUCACCAAAAGUGAAAGCUUUGCUCAUCUCAAACUAGCGAGUGUUGAGGAGGGAUAUGAACCCUUGUUUAUUCACAAGAUCAAACACAGACAUAUCCUGGCUAAGAACUAUUUUGCUCAGAUUCCAGUGCUGGCUUCGUUCAUACUUGAGGAUGAGGAAAUGGAUGAGAUCAGGAUGAAGUAUCGCCCAAAAACAUCACCUAAGAUUAUAGAAUCCAAGGGACCCUGUCCUUAGAGGGCCCAGGGCUGCUCGUUUGGUGAUCAGCAUUUUCAUCUGCUGCUAAUAGAGUAAUACUGAGGUCACGCAACACCGAAAUAGAAUUUUAUCUUUUUAUUGACUUCAGAUUUUUUGGUAGUAGCAUAAAUUGUUUAAAGAGAAAACAUUCCUAUAUAAAUGUUUUAUUGUUAGGCAAUUAGUGCUAAAUUGCAAGACUAUUUUCUUACUGAAAGUGAUCUUUUAAAGUAAACAUUUUAUUUUUACACAUUUUACAUCAAAUUUUUAUUUAAAUUUCAAGUGCGUUAUAGUUAAAAUCCCACAGACAAAUGAACAAAAACUAGACUUUACCUUCAACCCAAGUAAUUUGGUUCAGAUAAAAUGUAGUCAUGGGAAGAUAUUCAACACAGAUGGGAGGAAACAGAAUUCUCUUUCUUGAAAAUCUUUACAAGUAGGGUGAAGACUUUAGGUUUCAAGAAAGGGACUUGAAUCUUUCCUGUUUAUCUUUCACUUUCACCUUCCACUCUUCUCAAAAUCCCCAUAAAUCAAGUGGAAGUAUGUGUAAACCAGAAAAACCGUCUGCAUUCCAAGCUGAAAAACAGGGUAAACAUUGAAACUAUCUUUUAUCCUGUGGGAGAAAAACUACCCUUGGCGCAGUGGUGACACUCUGUUGGAAGAAUCAACUUGGGACAUCUCUUUAAUGUUUCUCUUUUCCCUUCUAAAUGGUAAAUAACCUUCCUGCCUUUAUCAUCAAGUGGCAAUAGUUCUUAUACACACACACAGCAUAAUUAUAUAUAACCCAAACCCAGUGCCAUUGAGUCGAUUCUGACUCAUAGCGACCCUAUAGGACAGAGUAGAACUGCCCCACAGAGUUUACAAGGAGUGCCUGGCGAAUUUGAACUGCCGACCCUUUGGUUAGCAGCCGUAGCACUUAACCACCACGCCACCAGGGUUAAGGAGGCUGCUCAGUUCUCUCAAGUUCAAUGAUCAGGGCAUUCAAUACCAGUGUUGAUAUCUGUUCUACCCAAAUAUUUGCUAACACGUUAGCAACACGUUUUCUAAGAUGUCUACAAAUUUUUUACUUAGCAAAAGCAUGGCACAGCACAAUUGUUCUUAGGGAAUUAAACAACAUGGAGGGAAGUGCUAUAAUGCUAUUGUUAUUUUCAAGGUUUCUUAGACAAUCCAGACAUUCAUGGAAGUUCUACACAAUAUAGCACAGAUGGGAUUAGAUUGGGACCAUGCUGCUCACUGAUAAGCAGGCAGCAAUUUAACACACACAAAAGUAGGCUUUCACUGGAAUGUAAAUGACCAGAUUUUCACAAGAUACUUCAGGAGAAUCCCCUAGCUCAGAGAAGAAAGGCUGGGAAAGUUAGAGGGAGCACUGGGGAGGCAGAGAGUGAGGGGGAAAGAGCCAGUUAGGGGCAAAUAAAAGACUGGGCGGAUUCCCCCAGCUGCCGAAGACAUGAAGAAGCUGACUGUGGCAUUUGUUACAGGAAUGGAAGACUUGUGGAGUAAAACAAAAAGGUGUGGAGCAACAAGAGCAAUUGAAUCAUACAUGAAAAAGGGGUGGUACCUUAAUUUAGAGCUGAGGGAGUAACUACAAGGGCGGGGGGGGAACAGCUCAACAGCAGAAAAACUUUCCCUCAUAAAAAUCAACUCUUUCAGUUAACUCUUUUCCUAGUCUCAUAUGAAUUAUAGUUCUAAUUUUACACUGAUAUCUAAAAAUACCCGGCAGAAGGAGCUAAAGUAGGGGUCGGGCUGGAGAGCAGUUAGAUUGCCUUCUAUCAGAAUCUUCACAGUAUCUGCAUGCCUCUAGCUCUUGACCAGAUACACAACCCCCACCCCCGCCACCCUCACCACCCACACGCAUACAACUACUAGCAAAUGAAACCACAGAAAAUAUGUGUCCCCCAUUCUCCUUUUUGGGAACGAAAUUAUUUGUCAAAGUUUACAUGUCAAUACUGAAAGAAGAAAAAAGCUGAUAGAGAAAAGUCACCAGAUAAGUAAAGAUUGAAUAAUUUCUUUUUUAAAAAAGGGAUUUUCUAAGGAAUCAGAACAAAUAUUCCCCAAUGAAAAGUUUAACUGAAAAAAAAAAAAAAACCUUUUGUCUUUUUUUAGCUUCUCAAACAGGCUAUCUGCAUUCACUAUUUCUUUAACUCAUGAUUUUGGUAUCACAUCAAAAAAUCUACCACCAAAAACAAAGUCCUGAAGAUUUACCCCUAUGUAGGAGAAAACAUUUAAAAAAUUUUCUUGAUAAUUGAUACGAGAUUUGCUAGCUCCUUUCAUUUUUUUUGGAAAGAAAAAGUGAUAUUGGGAAAAAUUGCUAGCAGAGAAAAUAUGCAACUGCUGAAUUGAAAAAAAAACAUACAUUGGUGGCAAUGAAAAGCAAAUUUGGUACUUGAAAGCUAAAUCAGGGAAUAGGUAGAUUAGCUCAAUAAUUUACUAAAACUCAGAGGACAAGGGUAAAGAAAGGAAGAUGAGCAAAAUUAAUUUUAACAGCUUUACUAUACCUUUGCUACAAAUAACACGAGCCUUGAAUGGAACAGAAGAGGAGAAACAAUUUUCAAAGAUUUUAAGCUAAUUUCCCUAAGCUGACAAGGGACUUGGAUCCUCAGUUGUCUAAAGUUUCUCCCAAGUUCUGAGAAAAAUUAAUAAAAAGAGACACACCUAGACACAACCUUGUGACAUUUCUGAAUUUUGAGAAUAAUGGACAAAUUCUAUAAACAUUGUAAUUGGAGGAAAAAAGCCAAAGGAAAAGAAAAAAAUCAAUUACAACAGUGUAGAUUUUUCUUCCCCAGCACUAAAUGCCAGAAAACCAGGGAGGGAGAAAUAUGAUCACUGAAAGAUUGCAAAUUUAAAGGGGAAAAAGUAAACUAAGAAGGUGACCCCCAGGCAAACUUUUUUAUGUGUGAAGACAACAGAAAGACAUCUGUCAUCAAUCUGUGAGUACCUGUGCUGUAUCCCUACUGACCCCAAAGCCAUGGAGGUUAAGACAUGGGCACCAUAUUGUAUCCGAGAAACAACAGUGAGCAACCUCAAGACCCUCUCUACAUGAUCGCCAUUUGUGUGGUUAUGAAGCAAUGUAACAAUAAAAAAUAAUUCCUCAAAUAAAAAUGUGUAGUGUAAAAAUGAUCUGAAUCUAAAAUAUCCUGGUAAUUCCAAUAAAAUGUCUUCUGUAGGAGGAUGCGGGAGAGUAAAAAUUUGUCAAAUCUUUAUAAGGGGCUGAGGGGAGCCAAUAGUUAUGCAGGUAGAAAAGUAGAUAUUCAAGUAUAUUCAAACAGUUAAAAAAUUUAAAGGUAACCAGUAGCAAAAUAAAAAUGGAAUUAUAAGCUCCACAUUUCUAAAGAAAAAAGAACAACCAAAAAAAAAAAAAAAGAGAACUGUCACAAAAUCAAGGAUUAUUUUUUAGGUUAACAGGAAAUAAGAAGGUUGCAAAAGAAACAUAAGGUGCCGGA